Molecule: messenger RNA, 2026 nt
Organism: Saccoglossus kowalevskii
Lineage: Eukaryota; Metazoa; Hemichordata; Enteropneusta; Harrimaniidae
Product: dynein regulatory complex subunit 10-like
Molecular function (GO): protein binding
Source: RefSeq, a predicted model, not a curated record
CAUUAUAAUGCACGAAGAUAAGCACGGUUGAUUUUCUAUUGACUGUUAAUUUAUUUUUAGUCGUUAUCAUGUCUCUUUGAUCAUAAGAAAGCCUCUUCACGCUCUAUGGGCAUUUGAGGCGGUGACAACAGGCGUGGUUUUUACCAUAUAAGACUCUGUCAGCACUGUUUUGACACUGCGUUGCUAGGCGGACUUUGAAAAAGGCGAACCAACCAGAACCAUGACCGAUUUCGCUGUCAGGGAAACGCUGCACCUUCUUGAAAAGGUACGUGUUGACGGCACGGCUAAGGACAAAAUGGAAGCGGUAAUUUACCCCACCGCUGGACCUGCUGCCGGGCUACCUAAAAUUAGGCGAGAGCCUAAACAGAAAAAACAUGACGCUCUCCGUGUGUUGGACCCGUCGAGGAAGAAACUGACAACGAUCGAAUCACAGAGAAUUUUAGCUGCUUACGAGGAGAGCAUAAAACGGGUCGAGGUAGUGACUCUUUUGCCCUUCGUAGCUGAAAAUCUUGAUCGUUUCAACGUUGUGCUUGGUGGAGAGCUUGUAACAGCUAUCGAGGAGUAUGCUGAGUUACAGAAGGCAUACCAACAGUUGGUUGCUCCGUCUGAGCCAGAAAGACCAACGUCAAAAUCUUCCAAACGUUCAGCAACUCAGAUAAGUCGUCGAACGACGCCAGCGUCACACCAUUCCGUCCCCGCGGAAGGCGAAUUACCAACAGUUGAACCACCUGGGAGCAGAAGGGGUACCCCGAACAGCUACAGAAGUAGUGCAGGCCUUAGUGGCAGAAGCAGUGCUGCCAGUGACGCCCCAUCAGAGACUGUCGACCCUGAAGCCGAAGCUGAGAAAGCUAGAAACAUAGAAAUACUCAAACAACACAUUGGGUUUGCCUGUAAAAAUAUCCUGAGACUGUUCAGUUCGAAUCCUGCAGCAGUGAAUGCUGUAAGGGCCGAAAGACAGGCACGAGAUAUCGAAUCUAAUGCAGUGAUAGGUUACUUGAAUGAGCUUCGGGAGAUAAUAUUUGAAAAACUACUAACCACACCGCACGAAGAAACCAAAAAAGAUGACUACCUUAAAGAGAUAACUGUAAGAGAAAAGAAGAAUUCAGAGGUGAUAAAGAAAUUAGAAGGUGAACUGGAAAGUGCCAAUGAUGAAAAAGAUGAAGAGAUCUCUAAGAGAAAUGAUGUGAUUCGUCGCCUGAAAGCUGAUCUUCAUCAAAUUGAGAAAUUCUCAGAAGAACACAUCCGUAGAACUAAAUCUGAAGCUGAUAAACAGCAGCAAGCUGACCUGAGGAACUCUGAAGGCAAACAACAAAGACUGCAAACAGAUCUGUCAGGAUUACGCACACAGCUGGCAAAUAUGAUUGCUGAACAUCGAGAAACCGAAUUAACAUUAAGAAAGCGUAAAUAUAAAGUUGAAACAGAAGUUGAGAACUGGAUACAGAAGUAUGAUGCUGAUAUGGGAGAACGGCAGGACGAAUAUGAGGAAGUGGAUGCUGUUUACACUGAAGAGAAAGCACAACUUAAUGAACUAGAGGAAAGAUUCAAAACUCUGGAAGAAGAGUAUAAGACAAUAGUGGAAGAGCGUCGCAUCGCUCAGGAAAAGAAAGAACGGGAAGAGAGAGAAUUACAGAUGAUGAUAAAAGCUGCUACUGUCAUCCAGUCAUUCUGGAGGUCAUUCAGGUGUCGCAAACAACUCAAAGGAAAGAAAAAGAAAGGGAAGAAGGGUAAAGGAAAGAGUGGAAAAAAGAAGAAGAAGUAGACAGGAAGAAAAAGUUUGGAAGGAUGUUUAAGUUGUGCCUGUUUAUUAAGGUUUCAUUGACUGUGACAAUUUUUGAACGUUAAUAAUGUUCAUGAAAAUGAAAUGAAAAGCACAAUUAGUGUUUUGUUUAGACUUGAAUCUCACAAUGUGAAACUAAAUAUACUUAUAUAUAAGGUUUUAUUGGUAUUUUCAGACAGCUAAAAAUUGAUUUCUAUGUACAAAUAUACAUUUGCAUUGUCAAUAAAGAUAAGUGAUUUUUGUAUUGUA